CGGAGGGUUUGCAGAAAAGCCGCUGCAAGGGAUCCAGCGGCUUCUUCCUCUCCUUGUCUCGUCUCUUGAAGCCUCGGAGCUCUUCUUCCUCCUCCUCCUCCUGGUGCUCUUUCUCUCCCCGCAGGGAAGGGCGCUAGACGGGAGGGGCGCUAUUCAAAGAGCUCCCGGAGGGAAGUGAGCCCGAGAGGAAGGGAGGAAAGGAGGAAGGAAGGAAGACGCGUGCUUUCCGAGGAAGGGAGCCUCAGAUCUACUACAGACAAGUUGAAGGUAUAUUGCAUAAAAUCAAAAUGAAUUCGAGGCCACCACCAUAUUAUGAAAACUAUGCCUAUCAGCCAGAAAACAUUGCUCCUCCAAGGCAUGCCGGUGAUUACAUGUAUCCACCUUACCCGUCUCCAUAUUAUCCUUCAUCAGUGCCACAUUAUAUUCCAAGGGUUUCCACUAAUCAUUCAACUCCAGUGCCAACAGUAGUACAGCCAAAGAUUACACCUGCAAAAUGCAUGCCAAAAGCCAGGAAAGCUGUGUGUCUCUUUCUAGCAAUUUCAAUACUACUAAUAGGAGCUGCAAUUGCUGCUGUUCUCAUCUGGCAUUUUGUGACCGACAGCUGUUUUGGCUCCAAGAUAAAAUGUGGUACAACAGGAAUGUGUGUGGCACCAUCUCAGUGGUGUGAUGGAAUACGUGAUUGCCCUAAUAAUGAAGAUGAAACCCGUUGUGUGAGACUUUUUGGACCAGAAUUUCAACUGGAGGUCUAUUCUUCUCAAAGCAAAGAUUGGUACCCUGUAUGCUCUGAUGACUGGAAUGAUAAACAUGGGAAGACAGCCUGUGAAGAUCUGGGAUAUAACUCGAAUACAUAUUUCAAGAGCCAGACAAUACCGCUUAUUAGUGCAUCUAAAGGCUUUAUGAAGCUGAAUGCAAGUGCUGGGGAUAUAGACUUGUAUAAGAAAUUAUAUAACAGCAAAAGGUGCUCAUCGUUGAGUCUGGUAUCUCUGCAAUGCAUAGACUGUGGCACUCGGCGUGUAAACCGUCGAAACAGAAUUGUGGGAGGGUCCUCUGCCUCCCUUGGAGAUUGGCCCUGGCAAGUCAGCCUUCAUUCCAAUGGUGCCCAUCUGUGUGGAGGGUCUAUUAUCACUCCUGAAUGGAUAAUAACAGCAGCUCACUGUGUAGAAAAGGCGUUUUCUAAUCCAAACUAUUGGACAGUUUUUGCUGGGAUACUGACACAGCCAGAAAUGGUUUCUUCAAAGGGACAUAGAGUUGCAAAAGUAAUUCCUCACCCAGGCUAUGAUCCAUCUUCUAAAACAAAUGAUGUUGCCCUUAUGAAGUUACAGUCCCCUCUUGUUUUUGAUGAAUUUGUACGACCGGUUUGUUUGCCCAACCCUGGAAUGAUGUUUCAGUCAGAUCAACUGUGUUGGAUAUCUGGAUGGGGAGCAAGAGAACAAAAAGGUACCACUUCAAAAAAACUGAAUGCAGCAAGCAUACGUUUGAUAAGUUCUGAUAUAUGUAAUAACAGAUACAUCUAUAAUGGGCUCAUCUUACCAACCAUGAUUUGUGCUGGCUACCUAAAUGGAGGAAUAGAUUCUUGUCAGGGUGACAGUGGUGGUCCUUUGGUAACGUUCAAAGAUAGUUUGUGGUGGUUAGUGGGUGACACAAGUUGGGGAACAGGCUGUGCUACAAAAUAUAGACCUGGAGUUUAUGGAAACAUGACUGUGUUCACAGACUGGAUUUACAAAAAUAUGCAGGCAAACAGACGAUGAUAAUGCUUGUUGGCCAUGUGUCACCCUGUGGAAUGAACAGGACCACGAUGAAUUGGAUUGCCUCAAUCAGUGGUGGAUUGAAUGAGCCUCCUGGGUUUUUAACAGAUUUCUGUGCCAAGUGCCUUAAAAAACAAUAUCAAGAACAUUUUGGUCCUCAACACUUCAUAUAUUGAGUAUAGCCUGAUUUUUAAAAUUAAUGUUUUGAUGCCAUUUGCACCAUCUUGGCUUUGUAGCAUUUGGAUUAUUUUCUUUAAUGAGGAGCUAUAAAGUGGUUAACACCUCUUUUAUCAAAAACUUGCUGAAGUUUUCAUUCUGGGGAUCCUCAGCCUGUUUUUAUUUUUUUAAAAGAGAUAAAUCUGUAAAUUGCUAUUUCAACCUUUGUAUGUGGAAUGCAAGUAUAAAUAUUUGCUGUUUUUUAUGUUAAUAUUUAGUA
Molecule: messenger RNA, 2181 nt
Organism: Anolis sagrei ordinatus
Lineage: Eukaryota; Metazoa; Chordata; Lepidosauria; Squamata; Anolidae
Gene: TMPRSS2
Product: transmembrane serine protease 2
Biological process (GO): protein autoprocessing
Cellular component (GO): membrane
Molecular function (GO): protein binding; serine-type endopeptidase activity
Source: RefSeq, a predicted model, not a curated record